Messenger RNA from Daldinia caldariorum, 3957 nucleotides. RefSeq names its product P-loop containing nucleoside triphosphate hydrolase protein. The coding region runs from base 1 to 3957 and encodes 1318 amino acids. NCBI's taxonomy places the organism in Eukaryota, Fungi, Ascomycota, Sordariomycetes, Xylariales, Hypoxylaceae. Gene Ontology annotation, cellular component: nuclear RNA-directed RNA polymerase complex. The record is from RefSeq and is a predicted model, not a curated record. The transcript is spliced from 4 exons. Gene Ontology annotation, biological process: regulatory ncRNA-mediated heterochromatin formation. Gene Ontology annotation, molecular function: helicase activity.
AUGGCUGACCACAACGGUUCUGAUGGCCUUGAUCCUCAGCACGAGCUGGAGAUCAUCAAGCAUCAUAUCUACUUUGAGCAGAACGUCCCGUCUUCCCCCCCAGCCCAAGAAUGGAGAAGCUACACCGAGCUCCCUACGAGUCAAGAUCUAAACCCCGACUGGGAUGACCAAGAGCAGCUGGAUAAGAUACGAAAUCUUUUACCUAACACAUGGCAGCAGCCAUGGGAAAGUAAGAAUACUUACCUUGAGACUCACUACCGCCUUCAGAGAGAGGAAGGAAUCACCAUGCUCCGCCACUCUAUUAGAAAGUUUAAGGAUGACCCGACAAUGAUGGACGACGGAGAGACAUGUAUCUAUACAAAAGUGUUUGUCAGGGGCUAUCUCAUGACCCGCCUCGGUCCCAUGUGUCAAGUCCAGUUUUCGACGGAGAGAUCCGGCAAGAAGAUACGCUGGACCCAAACCCGACGGCUCACUGUUGGAACCUUAGUUGCAAUAUCAACUGCCAAAGAUCGUUUCAAGACUAUUUGUAUGCCUGCUGUCAUAUCAGAACACCGCAUCAGGGACGGUCUCGACCAAAACCCGCCCACGAUUUACUUCCAAUGGGCUAAUAUUAGUGAUGCUAUUAUGGACCCAAACCAAGAACUUGUUAUGAUAGAGACGCGCUUGGGUUAUUUUGAAGCUGUUCGUCAUAGCAUGGUUGGCUUACAGCACGUCGCCACUACAGAGACGCCGCUCGAUAAGUACUUGGUUCAGGGGGACAAGAGCGACCUCUGCGCAAAGUAUGUUAAAGACGAUCCAUACCGCGACGUUACGUCUCUCGUGCAUCACAUCCCAGAAUCCUCAUCGAUGCUAGAGAGUGAGAGACACGCAAAGGCGGCCGAGGUGUGUGAGCCACUUAGGCAUUACUCCGUCCUGGAUGGAUUUGACAGCCAGCUUUCUCGGUAUACCAACUUGGACAACUCUCAGCUCAGUGCCGUACAUCGCAUUCUUACCAAGGAGUUGGCUAUUGUCCAAGGUCCUCCCGGGACUGGAAAGACAUUUACGUCAGUGCAGGCCCUACGGAUCCUCCUGGAAAGUCAAAAGAGAGGCAGCAACGCCAUUAUUGUGGCAGCCCAAACGAACCAUGCGGUAGAUCAAAUUUUGAUCCAACUGAUUGAUGCUGGCUUCAAGGUUGUCCGGCUUGGCGGAAGAACUCAAAAUGAAGAAAUCAAACGCUACAGCAUGUAUAACCUGAGGCAACGUGCGCGGGCCGAGCUGAGCCAACGCGCAGAUAGAGACUACAGGACAUUUGAGUCGGCACGCAAAAGGAAUGUCACAGAGUUGGAAAAGAUCGUCGACGUUGUCUUCCCAGACAAUUUGCUUGACCCAGAAGUACUAAGAUCCACAGGUGUGAUAACAGACAGUCAAUUCGAAUCCCUUCGUGCCGAACAAGAAUGGGGCGACACACCAUUGUCACAAGAUCAACCUUCAGGCCUGUUAGCGGAGUGGCUGGGGAGUCAACUCGCGCAAGCGAGGCAGCCGGGAGAGAAAGACCCCGAAUUUGAAGCAUUCGAGGAUAAUGAUAGUCUCGACGCAGACUUGGAAGAUUACGAUAUGGAACUCGACGACUGCGUUGAAGACGAGGACGAAAGCAUUGGCCACAUAGAUGGCAAGUUCCUACCGACCAUGCACCUGUGGACAGGUUCCAAUUCGCAAAAUUAUACGGAAUAUGACCUUGUGGUCCGCCGAGAUCUUCAGAAGCCGAAUUUAUGGGACAUAGAUGUUAAGCAUCGCGGAGCGGUCUAUCAGUUUUGGCAGAAGGAGCUGUUGUUGCGGCAUCGUCAAAAGUUUUGCGACUUACUUGCCGAUAAUGUCCGCAUCACGAAGAAUCUCAAGGUAAGCCGCUGGUACAAAGAUACGCAGUGCAUCAAAUCGCAACAAAUCCAAGUCAUAGGAUGUACUACCACGGGCCUGUGCAAAUACCGUGGCUUGCUAGCUGCCUUACGGCCACGCACCAUGCUAAUCGAAGAGGCAGCUGAGACGCGGGAGGCGAAUAUUCUUUCGGCGUUGUACGGGUCGCUAGAGCAGCUUAUACUAGUUGGCGACCACCAACAAUUGGCUCCCCAUUGCGACACACCCGGCCUGGGACAGGAGCCGUACAAUAUACGGAUAUCUAUGUUUGAACGUCUUGUUUAUCUUAAUAUGCCCUUCACGGUCCUCAAUAUGCAGCGGAGAAUGAUUCCCGCGUUGCGCGAGGUAUUGAACGAAUUCUAUCCGGACCUUCAAGAUCAUCCCGUGGUCACUCAAAGUCAUUCUAGGCCACCAAUUCCUGGUAUGGCUGUUCCCUCGUUCUUUUUCCACCAUACUUGGAUGGAGGGCCAGGACGAGAACCUGAGUAGCUUUAAUAUCUUAGAGGCGGAAAUGAUAAUCCACUUCAUAGACUAUCUCCUCAUGAACGGUACGCCAGCGAGUCAAAUUACCGUUUUGACGUUUUACAGAGGUCAAAAGAAGAAGAUCAUAUCCCAGUUCAAGAGCCAAAUGAAACGAUGGGCUCCGUUUACGAAUGUUUUCACUGUGGAUUCGUACCAAGGAGAAGAAAACGACAUAGUGAUUUUGUCUUUGGUGAGAAGUAAGGGUCAGGACGGGCCUCAUCAGGCAGGUUUCCUCCAAGAUGAGAACCGUGGCGUAGUCUCGAUUAGUCGAGCUCGCCGGGGCUUUUACGUCUUUGGAAACAUGAUUAAUCUAUCAUCAGCUAGUCGGCUAUCGUAUAACAUGUGGGGAAAAGUUCAGCAGGUUUUCGUGAAGCAGGGUCGGUUUGGAGGCAACAGUCGUCUCCCGAUAACGUGUCAAAAGCAUCACAGGACGGUAUGGAUGUCGCACCCGGAAGACUGGGUUAACUGCCACGGUGGAUGCGAUUUGAAGUGUCCGGAUGAGCUUGAUUGUGGCCAUGCAUGCGGGCGUAGAUGCCAUUGGGCAACCCAUGACAAGCUGAUCUGUCCCCAGCCGUGCGAACGAAUCCUCCUAUGCGGUCACCGGUGUCAACAGAUCUGCGGCGAAAAAUGUUACUGUACUUGCGCCGAAUUUACCGGAGCGUAUCCUCACGAUGAGUUCCUACCCGAAAACGAGACCCUCAAUGUUGAGGAGCCUAUCAUAGGUUACAACAGAGCCCAUGUGGCGCCAUUCAUAAGUCAAGACCAACGCCGAAUGGGUGCAGCGAUGAGCGGCAGAGGUAAUAAAAAAGGGUUCGGCCGAGGUGGUCGACGUGGCCAUGAUUCCAGACCUGGGCUUGGAUAUCACGGCGGGCAGGGUAAGGCUCUCGGGACAGAGUUUACUGAAGCCGCUUUACCGCUCUUGUCGGAUACGAAAGGAUAUCGAUGGUCCGACUUUGAUGCAAAUAUGGACGACGAAAAGAGAUGCAGAGAGACUAUCGCGGGGUCCUCAAGCCCACUCAACGCAAUUUCGAUUCAAGACACUUAUAGACCGGUAACCUUAGACAAUCAAGGGUUACGCAACGUCGGAAAGAGUGUCAUUGCUAGGACUUCACCGUCCCCAAAGAAGGGUAGCGAUGAUCUCCUUACUUCCGACGACUAUGCAAAAAUUCUUCCUAGCACCCGUUCGUUGGAUAUCGGUAACGAUGAUAUGCGGGCGAAUACGUUCGAUAGAAUCACAGCAGCCGAACACUCAAAGACGCUCGCUAGUCCCACUAUCCUCCAGCAACAGAACAUGGAUGUAACAACUCCGCGGUUGCACGCGGGAGAGGCCACCUUCGGUUCGCAUCUGUAUUCUCGGGGAAGUUCGCGGCCCUCUCGCAUUAUGAGUCUCCCUGAAGAACGCCAGGCUGACAAGCCGAAAUGGAAAUCAACCCCUCAUGGAAAGGCAAGCCCUGUUGCAAGAAUAACCAGAGAGAACGUGAAAGAUGAUGCUGUUGUGGGAUCUGGUAGUGGUGGCACUAAAGAAGGAGACUUGAUUAAUCUUUAG